CUCAGAGCGGUUUGGUCGUUGGCGAGGUGAACGCCUUUUCUUUGCUCGGCUGCUGCGGCUCUUCAGUGGGCGGCAGGAGCGGCGCGGCGGUCGGAGGAGCGGCCUAAGAUCUCGGCGACAGGUGGAAGAGAAUGGCCCGAACCAAGCAGACCGCUCGUAAGUCCACUGGGGGCAAAGCCCCCCGCAAACAGCUGGCCACCAAGGCUGCCAGGAAAAGCGCCCCCUCUACCGGCGGGGUGAAGAAACCUCACCGCUACAGGCCCGGGACUGUGGCGCUUCGAGAGAUUCGUCGUUACCAGAAAUCGACCGAGCUUCUCAUCCGGAAGCUGCCUUUCCAGAGGCUGGUGAGGGAGAUCGCCCAGGAUUUCAAAACCGACCUGAGGUUUCAGAGCGCGGCCAUUGGGGCGCUGCAGGAGGCCAGUGAAGCGUACCUGGUGGGUUUGUUUGAAGAUACUAAUCUUUGUGCCAUCCACGCCAAGAGAGUCACCAUUAUGCCCAAAGAUAUCCAGUUGGCUCGCCGGAUACGGGGAGAGAGAGCUUAAGCGAAGGCAGUUUUUAUGGCGUUUUGUAGUAAAUUCUGUAAAAUACUUUGGUUUAAUUUGUGACUUUUUUUUUUGUAAGAAAUUGUUUAUAAUAUGUUGCAUUUGUACUUAAGUCAUUCCAUCUUUCACUCAGGAUGAAUGCGAAAAGUGACUGUUCACAGACCUCAGUGAUGUGAGCGCUGUUGCUCAGGAGUGACAAGUUGCUAAUAUGCAGAAGGGAUGGGUGAUAUUUCUUGCUUCUCAUGAUGCAUGUUUCUGUAUGUUAAUGACUUGUUGGGUAGCUAUUAAGGUACUAGAAUUGAUAAAUGUGUACAGGGUCCUUUUGCAAUAAAACUGGUUAUGACUUGAUCCAAGUGUUUAACAAUUGGGGCUGUUAAGUCUGACCAUACAUCACUGUGAUAGAAUGCGGGCUUUUUCAAGGGUGAAGAUUCAAGUCUUAACCACAGUGUAACUUACAGUUUCCUUAAAAAAAAAAAAAAAAAAAAAAAAAAAAAAAAAAGUAAACCUGGCAGCUAUAGAAUACACUAUGUGCAUUUAUAAUAGCUAUUUUAUAUAUUGUAGUGUCAACAUUUUUAAAUUAAAUGUUUUACAUUCACAAGUGGUGAGGAGUCUUGUCAUUAAGGUGUGUGUAAUUUAGAGUCCAGUUGGUUUUCUCCUAACUAGACUGCACUUGUUUUCAUAGUAGUAAAAUUGCUGUGUGCAUUAUACCUUGCAUAAGUCCUCAUUCUACCACAUGUUAACUAACCCUGUAGCUGAUAAUGCAAACACUAACUGGGGGAUUUUAUUUAUAAGGGCUCUAGAAUAAAAUACGAGUUAUUCACACCAGCAUCAUCUGUUACUAAUAUUCUGAACUAGUUAGUGCAGCUUUUCCUUGUGUUGUGGUUGGUCUCAUAAUUAGUUGUUUUUUUAUUCUAAGAGGAAAUAAUACCGAAGUUUUUUUCCUUGUAGAGUUUGUAUUAUAAUUACCCUUAGUGUAAACUUGCUGUGGGGGAAGAGCACAUAUCUCCAGCUUAUGGAAUCUCUGCCAGUUAAGGUGGUGUUGGAUUAGGUUAUAUCUGGUUACUGUCCUGGGAAAAUCACUUACAGAGAUGCCCUUCCAAGUGGCUUAAAAAUUUAUCUUUCUAUUGAAGUUUUUAGGUCAAUUAUGUAUGUUGGCUAAAUUUACAAAUAAACUUGUUUAUCCAA
Galeopterus variegatus (Sunda flying lemur) is the source of this 1727-nucleotide messenger RNA. It is a transcript of the gene H3F3B, whose product is annotated as H3 histone, family 3B (H3.3B). Lineage: Eukaryota; Metazoa; Chordata; Mammalia; Dermoptera; Cynocephalidae. Gene Ontology annotation, cellular component: nucleosome. The coding region runs from base 132 to 542 and encodes 136 amino acids. The record is from RefSeq and is a predicted model, not a curated record. The transcript has 4 exons. Gene Ontology annotation, molecular function: DNA binding; structural constituent of chromatin; protein heterodimerization activity.